Molecule: messenger RNA, 2657 nt
Organism: Cydia amplana
Lineage: Eukaryota; Metazoa; Arthropoda; Insecta; Lepidoptera; Tortricidae
Exons: 16
Coding region: 927-2603 (558 amino acids)
Biological process (GO): autophagosome-lysosome fusion
Source: RefSeq, a predicted model, not a curated record
GAGCUAAAACUUGGAGAGAGCGAGAUGUAAGAAAACUAUAGUAACACUCGAAAAACACAUGACACGCUGCUCGUAAUAGAAGUGGUUGCGAUGUUUUUAAAUUAGUCGUGUUAUACAAUCGAAAACUUCUAUAAUGACCUACGACUGAUAUUGCAGUUUCAACUGUAUUCAAACACAUUAUGGUUCAAAUUCGUUUGUUGUUGUUUGACGGCUGGUGUCGGUCGCCAUUUUCUAUAAUGGCGGCGAGUAGUGCGACAUCUAUCUCGACUUUAGUGUCAUCGCUAACUCGCGUAGCGUGCGGACGUCGCGGUUUCCCGUCGGUUCUUAUUGUUUGAUACAUAAUCAUAGAAAAAUGACAACGGAAAUUGUUCCAGAUACUGAAAAAAUGAUAUAUAACACUGUUAACUCGUUAUAAAAUGCGUAGUAGCCGUAGCAGGUUAUAAUACACGACUAUUAUGUAGUAAAAUAAUGAAUUUCACACACCGCCGCAGUCUUGAGUUCGAAUUGUAGUGAACUGUGUUGUGGAAUCGAUUUUUAGGUGUUAUUAAUGAAAUUACCAAGGUGCUUGUGGUUAUAUUGUUACAUAAAAGAUCCUGUUAGUUCGGACAACGCUUCACGAGCUUUACUAUUGUGGAAGCUCGACUCGCGUAGAAUCGAUAUAACUUAAUAAAAAAUGCAUAUUUUCCCUAUGGUUUCAUAAAGGCUCGGGUCAAUAUCGUACCGGUUAUUGCAAUACGAAUGUUUUUUUUAAUAAACAACGUGGUUCCGGAGGCAGUUAAAGUGAUUUUAUUUUAGUGAAUAGUGUUUGUACUGGAAAUUUUGCAUUCAAGUUUUCAAUCCAUCAAAAGCAGGUCCCGGCGAAUGUGUUCGCCCCGCAGGACUAGCCGUUAUGUGAUAGUGCCCUUACCGUCGGCCAUCUUGUAACCAUGGCCGCCAUCUUGAGCGUGGCGCUGCUGCUCGCGUUCGCUGUCUAUUCUACACAAGGUGGAGGCUGCACGUUCCCCGAGUCCUGGACGGGCGCCUGGUUCCAGUCUGGAGUUCCGGGGCUGGUGUCGAUCAACCAGACACACAUACAGUCCAAAGGAGAGUGUUCGGAGACGGAGAGCUAUGACAAAUUCCUGUUAUAUGACAGGAGCGACGAUUGCUACAGGUGUAUGGUGAUACACGAAAAGCACAGAUAUGUGUUGCAGUAUAAAGAAACAUACUGCUCACCGAAGGAGACCCUGUCGUCGCUCUGCGACACAAUCACAGGCGACGCGGCUCUGUACUCCAUGUUCCGCAAGGACCCCGCGCCGGCCCCGCAGCCCUGCCCGUUCAGACCCGCGCCCUUCACGUUUACAUAUAACCGAGGCGCCGGGGAUUGCACGAAUCCGCCGUCACGAGCAGAGUCGUGUACGGACGACUCGAGGCUGCUGCUGCGGUAUAUGGCGUGUCCGGACGUCCAGGCCACUGAGAGUAAUGUGGAGGAGCUAGUGUGCCUAGCCACGUGGAAGGAAGGAUCCACGAGAUACUUGGUGGGCAAGAUAUCGCAAGUGCAGCGACGGAACGCUUUGGCCUCCGACGAAGACACAUACAGAUGCUUCAUCUAUAAAGGCCAACACAGUGACAAAACUAUGACGUACUACAUCGCCCAGUCCGGAGACGCAACGUGCAAUGGACUGUCGUCACCGACCGACGGCAGUCGAACCAUGAGGCUGACUAACAGUGACGACGAGCACAAUCGCUGCCACUUCCCAAGUUGGAUAGUGGAUCACCACAAAUGGUACAGCUUGGACCACACCCACCAGUACCACUUCACAACUAAGAAUGCUACGCUAAAGAUAGCGAAUGCGGAUGGACAGUUAGAAGAGAAGCGGCUGGUGUGCCACUCCAUCUUGGAGCAGAAGGAAAAGAAGCAUAUAAAGCUUGUAGCACACGUCACUAAGGGAUGUGAGUCCGGGCACGUGUGCCUGGUGUUCCACCGGCGCUCGACGCACGUGCUGGAGCUGCGCUCGGGCUCCGCGCUGUGGGAGUCCGCGCAGGACGCCUGCGCCGAGCCCGCACACGACCCCUCCAUCACACUCAUCACGACCUCUUUAACUCCUGAACGGUGUCCCAUCUUCGGCCGGUACAGCGUGGUCAGCUCUUUAGCGGACUCCAGGCGGAGGCGACAGCAGAUGACUAUAGGAGACACUGAAAGCGCGGAAAUUGAACCAAAAUGCGUUCCCGGCGUAUACGACAGCGCGAGUAUAGGGUGCGGCGCGGCUCAGGACAGCAUCGAGUUCAAGUCCGCUUGCCCCAGUACUGUGUAUACCUGCUACGGCAGCUGGCAGUCCGGCGGCACCGGCUACGUGGUAGCGGCCCCAGCGCAGCCGCGCAGUACGCGCCUGCGCACAGUCUGUAUCGUGUACGAGCACCACAAUAACAACGAGACCCAUGGAGGCACGCUGUCUCUGAGCAUCGUGUCGCACUCGUGUGAUCGCGCGGCGUCGCCCGGACCGCCGGACAAGGCCUACAAUCUGACACUCAAUGGUACGUGCGAGCAGAGCAGCAAGUACAACAGCCUGGCGCAGCGCCUCGCGCCUGCGACCCUCUUGCUCGCUCUCGCGGUGACUAUUAGAUGAUACGGCAGCCGCUAGAGGGCGGGAGGGAGCUCUAUUAACCUACUUCAUGUGUGA